AUGGACGCCCAUCGGCAAGUGCCGGCGGAGCGCUGGUGCAUCACCAAGCGGGAGUUCUUCAGCUUUGUCAACGAGGUGCGGAAGCUUUGGAGGCGUGGAGCGCUUCCCGACAGCUCCGAGCAUCCGAACCCCAAGCAUCAGCUCACGGACUACGGCCCUAACCUCUACCAGGUCAACGUCCACUACAUCAAGCCGGUAACGUUGGCUGCAGGCGGCAUGAGCUAUGCGCUUAUGAAGCAUCCGGAAGGAUUAAUCUGCCACGUCUUCGUCUCUCACGCCUGGGCAGAAGGGGUCUUCGAGCUGAGCAACCAUGUGCGGCGAGCCUGGCCAAGAGGGCUAGGACUGGUGAACUUGUACUGCUGCCUCCUGGGCAACCCACAGAACUUGGAUAUCGAGGCGCUACUAGACGGACCUCCGAUCGAGAGCCCAUUUGCCAAAGCCCUGCAGAGCGCCUCCCAUGUUUUGGUGAUGCCCAACGACACUGUGUCGAUUUACAAGCGCUUGUGGUGCGUUUACGAGAUUUAUUUGGCGACGGACUGGGGGAAGACAUGUAUCAUCCCGGCGAGGCCACCGAGCUCCGUCCUCCGGACCACGCUGGUAUGGACCAUCAUCUUUCCAAGCACUGUGGGUCACCUUUUGGGAUGCCUCUGGGCCGCUGCCAUGCAGCUCCAAAAGCCGCACUCUCGCGUUCACUCCAGCGUGGUGGAUGGAUUGCUAGGUGGAUGUAUCGCGCUCCUGUUCUGCAUUUCCUGCGUGGACUUCCUUCACAAGUUUCAGGUGAAACGGCUGCUGGUGAAACGGCUGCUGAAAGUAUCGCAGGUCUGUGACGCCCUGUCGUCAUCGGGAGCAACGAUUCGAAUUAUGCGGAUUUUUGUGCAACUGCUGGCGUGUUCCUGCGUUGCCCCUUGGCUGAUCCUUCCCAGCGGCUUCUCGUCUCUGCUUGACCAAGCUUUACAUUAUUCAAUCCCCUUCGGCAUCUGGGCUGCUUCCGCUGUCAUGGCAACGAACGAAAUCGGGGAAAAGCUGGAGCACACGGAGCUUCGCCGUCAGGCCAGCUUUCUCUCCUUCAACGGCUUAGAGGACGCGACGUGCUCGAGCCCCGUGGACGAGUCCCGGAUUCGAGCCGCCAUCGCCGACUUUGAGGAAGAUGUCAUUGCAGGUAUCGAAGUUUUGAAAUCUGCCGGUGCCUUCAACACCUCGAUUCGCCGAGCUCGUACAAGGGGCUUGGACAUCGAGGGGUCGGGCAAUACACAUCUGGACAUCAGGCUCGUUUCUGGGAUUUGCGCAGGAUGGACUGUCUGCACGAUUGAGGAGCUAGCUACGCUACACAUCUGGAGAGACUGCUCCUUCUUAUCUGAUACCUGGAUCCUUGCCUUCGCUUUGACCAUCGUCUUGUCAAUGGGAGGGAUGUUUGUCGCGUGCUGCUGCUGGAACCGCUAUGGUCCGGACAGAGUGAAUCUGAUCAUACCCGGAUGCCUUUGGAUAAGCCUGUUCGCAGACUUCUUUCCUUUUCUCCUUGCUAUGGCACAGGGUCUGGAUGAGCUCCAGCGUUUCCCCUUCUUCUUCCGCUUUGCCCACACUCCGACGCUUUCCAGUUGCCCUUCCUCGGCCACCUGGUUCGCCACAACUCCGCUGAGGCCGAGCUUGGCUCUCUUGGCCUUGGCCUGGGCGUGGCUUUCACCGUUUACCUUAGGUUCCCGGGAGGACCUGGCGACUUCGUAG
Symbiodinium sp. CCMP2592 is the source of this 1722-nucleotide messenger RNA. The record is from the annotation of a GenBank genome assembly. NCBI's taxonomy places the organism in Eukaryota, Dinophyceae, Suessiales, Symbiodiniaceae.